AUGAACAGUAGCAAUGUCAUCAUCCUCCUAUCGGCCACCUUUCCCGCCCUUGCCAUAUCUUCCUUCCUCUUCUCUUUAGCAACAUACUUCCGGACCCCCGAAGCACACCCGGAGACUCAAGAUCGAGUGGAUAACCUCGAAGAUCUUGAGGAUAUUGUGCCAUCGCUCGUUGAAGAAGUCAGAGCUUUGAGAAGAAUGGUCGAUCGGGAAAGGCAGAGAACGAGAAGGCUAGAGAACGAAGUAAGAGAUUUGGGAAGGCGACAGCAAGAAUGCGAAGAGAUAGCAGAUGAGGCUGGCGAUGAAGCAGAAAUGGAGGAUGAUGGAGACCGCGAAGUGCAGAAGCGUCAAGAGGGGGAAACACCUGUACGAAAGCCGUUCGAUGUCGACGAGUUUCUGGAAGAGCAGCGGGCCAGAGAGCUGGCUUGCCGUAUGAUACAACGGUCGAUGAUAAACAGAACUCGUUGCUCCGGUGUAUAUCCCAACGACAGCAUUCUCGAUGAGCCGCUCCAUGUUUCAGAGGUGUAUGGUAUACGGGGCGGAGAAGUCACUUCACUGGACGAUGAGGAAGCACUGGAAGCAGCUGCGGCCAGUGCUUUACCACCCAGCCCGGAAGAAGGUUCAACGUCAUCGAGAGACGAACCGCGCACACUUACACAAGCCGUACGCACCGGUGGAAACGUAGAGACUCGCGCUAGAAUGCUAGUUGAGGAAGACAUGCCUACGCUCUUGACGAAUGACGACAGCGCUACUCCCACAACGAAUGGACAUCCUCAAAUACCUCAUCUUGAUACUACCAACUACGACAUCAUUACCAUCACAACCUCCCCCAUACGUCAGAGAUUGAAUAACCUCUACCCCUCCCCACGCGGCCCCCGUCCCACAAGGAUAGUCAUUCGAAAUGAUCCUGGAGGCUUGUGGCGCCGGACCAUCUUAACGGAUGUUCUGACUGGUAUAACGCCACAACUAGGACUGAGAACCAUGCGCACUAUCAUCGAGGAAUACGAAAGAUCGUUCUUGGAUAAUGCUUCGAGGCGUGAAGCAACGACGAAUGGACAUGUUCGGCAUGUCGCACCCAGAGAUGGUUGGUAUGAAAUUGAGCCGACUCGUUUAACGACCAACAUGCCCAGUGGAGAAAGACAUGCUCAUCAGCCCAACGGCUACACUAACGGCUAUACUCAUACUCCCUCAACCAAUGGCAACAUCCAGUACCCUUCACUCCCAAACGGUCAUGUAAACAACCACCUUCCUUCCAAUGACAAUCGUUUCUAUGGCUACAUCUACGAACCUACAAAUGACGGCUCUAAUGAAGAGGACUACGCCGACGCACGAGAAAUCAUUCGGCCACUCUUGGUUGUCCUGUAUGGUUUGAGACCUUCCAUCGGCUCCAGGGUCAUCAGGGAUAUCAUGGUUAGAUACACCAUAGCGAUGGGUUUGGGUUACACCGACCCGAACAAUCACCGUCGUACGUUGUUGACUACGGCGGCUGUUCACCUUGAGGCUGUAAACGGGUUUGUCGAUCACGAAGGCGUGGAAGAUCUGAGUGAAGAUGUGUGGAUUCGUGAGCCUAACAGCGAAUAUCACAAUGGUGAUAGUCGCGGGAGCGGAAGAAGCACCAACUACAACAGAAACGGGACUACAAACACCUUCCACAUCAACGCCGGCAUCGUAACGCCAAACAACACCAGUGCCAAUGGCGCUCCCCUCAGAAACGGUCGAACCCACACCUCUAACGCUUACACUCAAACCCCAUCCCCAGAGCGAGUUACCGCAGACCCAGAUGACAUCCGACCGCGUCCCCGCCUCUCCACCUCCGAACUGAACGAAGCGAUUGGGGACUGGGGCUCCGUAUCAUACACCCUCGACGGCCCUAUUCUACGCCUCCGCGCGAUCCGCGCCGAAGGUGGAAUAGACCAGGAGCUCCAUCUCCGUCCGCAUCAAGCAACGGAGGCUAGAACAAAUGGGUACGCAACAGCGAUACAGAUUAUCCCCCCAAGUGUUUAUGUUGGAAAUGGUACGAGAAGUUCAUCAGAGUCUUCAACGCGCUCUUCUCGGAGCGCAUCCUUAAGCGGAACCACGCUCGUCAACUCCGCCGUCGGAAGUACAAACGGCGACACUGUGCCCACUUCCAACCCGCCUACAAACGGUGAGCUAUCAGAGAGCGUGGAGCUCCACCGUAACGGCGCUUACGAAACCCCUACUGCAACGCUCAGGCGGCGUCGCGAUGCGAGGGAUGUGAGGAGAGCCGCUAGAGAUAAUUUGCUGGUGGAGAGGGGAGUUGUGGAAGAGGAAAGCGCGGGGAGUAGCGAAGGGGGUAGCGAAGAUAGCAUGGAUGCGGAGAUCGCGGAAGUGGAGGAGAUGUGGCGGGAGAUUCGUAGACAGAGGGGGACUAUGGAGGAGGAGAUGAUGAGGCAUGUGGCGGCGAGGGAGCGUGCGGCUCAGGUUCAGCAGACGAAUGGUGCGGGAACGAAUGGUGUGGAAAGUGAAGGGGGUGAUGAGGCUUCUGAAGGUUCUGGGUCUGAGGCGAGGGAAAGGAGGCUUGAUGGCGAGUAA
Alternaria novae-zelandiae is the source of this 2550-nucleotide messenger RNA. RefSeq lists its product as uncharacterized. The coding region runs from base 1 to 2550 and encodes 849 amino acids. The record is from RefSeq and is a predicted model, not a curated record. Lineage: Eukaryota; Fungi; Ascomycota; Dothideomycetes; Pleosporales; Pleosporaceae. The transcript has a single exon.